Molecule: messenger RNA, 1266 nt
Organism: Diaporthe amygdali
Lineage: Eukaryota; Fungi; Ascomycota; Sordariomycetes; Diaporthales; Diaporthaceae
Product: exopolysaccharide inner membrane protein
Exons: 2
Coding region: 1-1266 (421 amino acids)
Cellular component (GO): periplasmic space
Molecular function (GO): lyase activity
Source: RefSeq, a predicted model, not a curated record
AUGCCGCUUAAGAGCCUGCUUGCUAUCGUCCUCAUAUCAUGGAGCACUGUCACCAGCACUUCGCCAACUGACCGAGAUGAGCUCCGGUACCGAGAUGCCAAGCCGUUUGUCCACCCGGGCGCCUUACACACUAUCAUGGACAUAGAAAGAGUCCAAGAACACGUUCAGGCGGAAGAGCAGCCUUGGUACCGAGCUUGGCAGCACCUGGAGUCCACAAAGCUGGCCCAGAUCACUUGGGCCCCCACGCCUCAGGAAAUAAUUGUACGUGGCACGAACACCACACUCGGUCUGCCGGAAAACUACGCUUACGCGUACCGCGAUGCCCACUCUGCUUAUCAGCUAGCUCUCCGAUGGUUGAUUGGGGGCAACAUGUCCUAUGCGGAUCACGCAGUCGAGAUCUUGGAUGGCUGGAGCUCCACCUUGGUAGACAUCAAAGGCAGCCCCGACAAAUACCUUGCGGCAGGUCUUUACGGUUACCAGUUUGCGAAUGCAGCUGAGCUUCUUCGAGAGUAUCAAGGUUGGCCAAAGACGAAUCAAGAAGCUUUUGGUGGGAUGCUGAACGACAUCUUCGCGGUCUACAACAGGGGUUUUCUCGACCACCACAACAACCAGCCAGACUUCUACUACGCAAAUUGGGACCUUUGCAAUAUCGCUUCCUUAAUGGCGAUCGGAAUCUUCAAUGAUAACAAGACGAUGUACGACUACGCCGUGAAAUACUUCAAGGAUGGGCUACCUGGCCAGCCUGAAGUUGUUGCUAACGGCGCAUUGCCGUAUUUCUCUAUUGCUAACUUUACAGAAGACGGCACCAACAAAACUCUUAUGCAGAUGCAGGAGUCAGGGCGCGACCAGGCUCACUCUCUUCUCUGUAUCUCUUUGCUGGGGGUCAUUGGUCAACAGGGUUGGAAUCAGGGUGUGGAUCUCUACUCAGUUUACGGGCAUCAGGUCCUAAAUGCUGCCGAAUACGUCGCCAAGUAUAACACAAACCACACUGUACCAUACACACCCUACCGUAGCUGGGAAGGCGUGCUGGAAGUUGUCGCUGAGAAAGCCCGCUUUGACGUCAGGCCUGGGUACGAGGCAAUAUAUUCCCACUUCGCUGAGAUCAAGGGUCUUGACGCUUCCUGGGCGCUAGAGUAUCGUAACUUUGUGAACGGAAAUCUUACUGAGAAUAUUGAGGGUGGUGGAGGUGACUACAGUCCGAAUUCCGGGGGGUACGAUUCUCUUGGACACGGUACAUUGCUGUAUCGUCUUGUGGAGGAGGAUUGA